Molecule: messenger RNA, 345 nt
Organism: Cryphonectria parasitica EP155
Lineage: Eukaryota; Fungi; Ascomycota; Sordariomycetes; Diaporthales; Cryphonectriaceae
Exons: 3
Coding region: 1-345 (114 amino acids)
Source: RefSeq, a predicted model, not a curated record
AUGCCGGACAAGACUCUUAUAAUCAUACGCGAUCCUCGCCACGGCCGCAGCCCAAUCCGCGCCUUGCCCGUCUCCACGUUUUUCACCACGGCCCUCUACUGCUGCCCGUGCGUCUGCAUAUAUGCUGCCAGUCCCAAAGACGCAAGUAAGCCCCAACCGCACCCAGAGCGGCCACUGCUGGCCCUUGUUGGCAGCGCGUCCAUCGAUGGGGGGAUCUGGCAGGCCCGCCAGCCCGCACACUGCUGCAACACCGCGGCCUCGAGUGGCAAAAACGGAAAGAAGAAAAAGAAAGAGAAGAAGAAGAAGAAGAAGAAGACGAUCAGAGAGGGUGAUCAGAAAGAGUAG